Messenger RNA from Paramormyrops kingsleyae, 1578 nucleotides. RefSeq lists its product as uncharacterized. Gene Ontology annotation, cellular component: T cell receptor complex. Gene Ontology annotation, biological process: negative regulation of receptor recycling; positive regulation of T cell receptor signaling pathway. Lineage: Eukaryota; Metazoa; Chordata; Actinopteri; Osteoglossiformes; Mormyridae. The record is from RefSeq and is a predicted model, not a curated record.
CGCCUAAACCAUUCAGCUUUCGCCGUUCUCUCACCAAGGGUACGAGCUGCAAUAAAUGAGGUCACCUGCCACACUUCCUGUUUGCAACCGAAAAAAGUUAGAGCUGAUAAAAAUAGAUUCUGUGCCCGUGGUGACGGGUGAAAAGGGUGAAGCUUCACGACAGUCUGGACCUCUGCAGCGCUCUCUGUCCCAAGGGAGGUCACAGACCCCAUCUGCAGCUGAGGCAACCUAGACACGAUGGUAUGCCCUGCAGGUGUCUAUGUGGCUCUAGCACUGACCUUAUUGGCCCUCGUCAUCUCCAUAUCCCUGAACGUCAUUUUUUAUUGGCAGAGAUAUCGGGACCGGCAGGGCACAGGUCAAAAGGAGCACAUUAUUCCAUACAACAGGGAAAACUUCAGUUCUGAUAGUGUUGAAGAGGAACGGCUUCAAGACAAUCCCAUUUAUGGUAAUAUCCACACAGACAGGGCAGGUGGAUGUCCGGCUGAAAUGUUGUAUGAACAUAUGGAAGCAAGCAUAUCAAGGGAAAAUAAGCCGGAGCUCCAUCCGAACGUAGACGUGUCAUACGCCUCUUUGGACCUUGUGGGAGGCAAAAAGAACAGGAAGAAACGAAGGGGAAAGCAAGCCCAGGCUCAGCCCAAACGGCUAGUCCAUGCCCAUUCCCAACAGGAAUUCCUGGAGCUGGAGGUGGACAGCGGCCUGCCACCCCGGCAGAGCAGCCCCAUGGUGUCACGUAACAGCAUCUAUCUCAACAGCCACCAGAUGGCGCUGGAAAGUCGGGAACAAGCGUGGGAGAUGAGACAGGAGAGACAGAGGGACAUGGAGACUGAGGCGGAUGUCGAGGCGAUCCACGACGACCCUGCUCGCUUCAUAAAAUGGGCUAAUCAAAGUCAAGCCUUCGACAGUUAGUGACUGCACUGCUGUUCGUGUGUUUAUGUCGCAGGAGUGACUUUGCAAUUACCUUUCAUUUCAGUCUUUAUUUCUCACUCACCAUUCAAUCAGUGCAAUGAAUCUGUCACCCAGCUCUUUAUAAGCAUAUAUUUGUAAGAGGCAGUACCAUACGAAGAUGCCAGUGAUCUGAGAGCCCGUAGAUUCCUACCGACUGCAGCAGAAUGUUUCUUUUUCUGUCCCUGAGAGUCGCUGCUGCAGCCCCGCGUCGCAGAUGCCCGAAUUCUUGGACUGACGGAAGAGGAUCUAACACUUAGACCUACGUUUGUAAUUUUAAAAAGUAUUUCCAUAUAACGUUCUGCCGAAUAUGCAAUAGAUGCACCCAGACUAUUCAAGCGUCUCAUUUUUAUUACCAACUGAAAAUGUUAUUUUAUUCUAACGGAAACGUACGGCUUGUUCACAGACGAUCUGCCGAUGUUGCCACCGCUUUGAAAAUCAGCCAAACUUCUCAAUGAUCGUCUUCGUGUGACGACCUUCUUGUCGUUUUUGGGUCACGGGCUAUAAAUGGCCAUCAUUCAUUCUAAUAAACGAGCCUUAUUUUCAGCGCAAAUCUGAGUGUGACUAAAAACGCGAUUAGUAAUAUGGGAAAUAUUUGUUUUAAUGACAACACGGGAUAAACAUUUAAUGUCGAAA